Molecule: messenger RNA, 636 nt
Organism: Tripterygium wilfordii
Lineage: Eukaryota; Viridiplantae; Streptophyta; Magnoliopsida; Celastrales; Celastraceae
Product: protein LITTLE ZIPPER 3
Exons: 2
Coding region: 155-385 (76 amino acids)
Source: RefSeq, a predicted model, not a curated record
UACAGUCUCAUUGUUCAUUUUGUCCCUCACUUCACCACCCAAGAGUUAUCUUUCUUGACAUUACUGCUAGUAGUUGUUGCAGACCAGAUAGCUUCCUCGGCCAAAGCUCUCUAACCAACCAUCUUGUAAAGGGGUAUUACAGGGAGUUUGAGACAUGGACAGACUUAACUCAAACCUGUUCUUGCAGAACUGUUACAUAAUGAAGGAGAAUGAGAGGCUAAGGAAGAAGGCCCAGUUGCUCAACCAGGAGAAUCAAGCCCUCCUUUCUGAGCUGAAACAGAAACUUUCCAAGGGAGACUCAAAAGGCAACGCGCAAAACACUAUUAGUGACCUCACACUUGGUUCCAGCUCCUCCCAAUAUCCUUCCAAUUCUAACACAAACUGAUCCUGCGGCCCAGUUAGAUUUCAUGAUCCCACCUAGACAUCUUUGCUUUUUUUGUGUAAAACAAUAUUCAAACAGUAGCAGAUGUUCCAGUUUCAGCUAAAUAGGACAGUGGCAGGAUCUAUCUACAAGGGUUACUGUCUAUUUGCAUGUUUAUCAUAUCUUUCUUUUGGGAGGAUUAAGAUAUGGAUUUCUUAAAUGCGAAGAUGUAUCUAUCUAUAUGUUCGAAGGGAAUAUAAUAUUAAUCUCUCUCU